This is a messenger RNA of Aspergillus novofumigatus IBT 16806, 664 nucleotides long. Its product is annotated as U4/U6-U5 snRNP complex subunit LSM3. Gene Ontology annotation, cellular component: Lsm1-7-Pat1 complex; U6 snRNP; U4/U6 x U5 tri-snRNP complex. Bases 95 to 385 code for a protein of 96 amino acids. The transcript is spliced from 4 exons. Gene Ontology annotation, molecular function: RNA binding. Gene Ontology annotation, biological process: mRNA splicing, via spliceosome; P-body assembly. The record is from RefSeq and is a predicted model, not a curated record. Lineage: Eukaryota; Fungi; Ascomycota; Eurotiomycetes; Eurotiales; Aspergillaceae.
UACCUAUCUACUGUCGUCCCACAACCAUCACCCAUUGCAAGCUAGCCUCUUUGCGGUGGUAGCUUUAUUAUCGGCCUUACCUAGCUGUCUAGACAUGGCCGACACCGAGGAUACUGGCGCUGGAUCCGUCUCCGAACCUUUGGAUCUGGUCCGCCUCUCGCUCGAUGAGAUCGUCUUCGUGAAGCUCCGCGGCGAUCGCGAGCUCAAGGGUCGUCUACACGCCUACGAUAGCCACUGCAAUCUUGUGCUGGGUGAUGUCGAGGAGACCAUCUACGUGGUGGAGGAGGAUGAGAAUGAAGAGGAGACCAUCCGAACAAUAAAGAAGCAAGAGGAGAUGCUCUUUGUACGAGGUGACUCGGUUGUAUUGAUCUCUCCACAGGCGUGAUAUUGCGAUACAUCAGAUAGGAGGCUUAGGGACGACAUGCAGUUCACCUGAUGGAAUAUACAGCGGUAUAGGGCAAUGUAGAUCCCUGCUGCUAUAUCCUGGGGUGCGACUACGGACACCGAACCAGACGAUGGCCAUUAGGUGUCUCUUCAAUAUUCUCUGCAAACGUACAGAGCAAUUGCACCAUUCAUCGCAGAGUGAAAAGUUGGAAACAUUAUGGCACAGGAUGUACAGUGACUUAGGUCAUAACCUUAAUGAAGAGCCUCAUGAAAGUAGCGG